Messenger RNA from Drosophila persimilis, 784 nucleotides. RefSeq names its product serine protease 1. Gene Ontology annotation, molecular function: serine-type endopeptidase activity. The coding region runs from base 1 to 753 and encodes 250 amino acids. The transcript has a single exon. The record is from RefSeq and is a predicted model, not a curated record. NCBI's taxonomy places the organism in Eukaryota, Metazoa, Arthropoda, Insecta, Diptera, Drosophilidae. Gene Ontology annotation, biological process: proteolysis.
AUGCCACUGUUGGUAGUAGUUCUGUUAGCCUUGGCUGUGGCUGCUGCUGACGCGGUCAGUCCCAAACCUGACCAAAUCAUCACCAACGGAAGUCCGGCGUACGAUGGACAGGCUCCCUAUGUGGUGGGCAUGGCCUUCCACCAGAGCAAUCAGUGGUGUAGUGGCACUAUCAUUGGCGACACAUGGAUCCUGACUGCUCGCGCCUGUCUGACGGGCAGCACCGGGGUAACCAUUUACUUCGGAGCGACACGCCGAAGCCAGGCUCUCUUGGCAAUGUAUGUGGGAAGCACCCAGUACAUUCAGGACAAUGAACACCUCGCCCUAGUGCGCGUCCCUAAGGUGAGCUUCGGCCACAGGAUUAGGAAGGUCGCUCUACCAGGACUGCGGAACCAAUCGAAUCGGUACGAAAACAGGUGGGCCACCACCUGCGGCUGGGGCAGCAGCGCAUCAACACAAACGCAACCCGACUGGCUGCAGUGCGUCGACCUACAGAUCAUGUCGAACACCGAGUGCAUCCCCUUUUACGGCCUGGCCACAAUCACGGACCGCAUCCUGUGCACCCGCACCACCAACGGCAAGUCCAUCUGCUUUGGCGACGCUGGCAGUCCGUUGGUCAUAGCACAGGGAUCCACUAUGGUGGGGCUGUCGCUGUUUGUGUCCACGCAGGGCUGUACCCUGGGACUGCCAGCAGGGUUCUCUCGGAUCACUAGUCAAUUGAACUGGAUUCGCCAACACACUGGAAUCUACUAUUAAAUUGCAACUAAAAUUUAAUAUUUAAAGAAAA